This is a messenger RNA of Ylistrum balloti, 1440 nucleotides long. RefSeq names its product prohibitin 1-like. Gene Ontology annotation, biological process: mitochondrion organization. NCBI's taxonomy places the organism in Eukaryota, Metazoa, Mollusca, Bivalvia, Pectinida, Pectinidae. Gene Ontology annotation, cellular component: membrane; mitochondrion. The transcript has 6 exons. The record is from RefSeq and is a predicted model, not a curated record. Bases 134 to 949 code for a protein of 271 amino acids.
CCUGGAAGCCAUGCGGACACUGGACGUUACAUCAUAAACUUCUUUUCUUUCUGCGGUGUAUCUACAAUUUGCCAUUCCAAAUAACUUUGCAUAGACAUUUAAUAAGUUACAGUUCAAACAUUUUCUCAGUAACAUGUCAAAACUUUUCAAUGCAUUAGGAACAAUCGGCCUUGGCCUGGCUGUCGGAGCUAGUGUUGUGAAUACGGCACUCUACAAUGUCGAUGGUGGACACAGAGCUGUGAUAUUCGACAGAUUCCGAGGAGUACAAGAAAAAGUGAUCGGAGAAGGGACACAUUUUAUGAUUCCAUGGGUACAGAAACCAAUCAUUUUUGAUAUUCGUUCCAGGCCUAGGAAUAUAGCAGUGGUCACAGGAAGCAAAGAUUUACAGAAUGUUAACAUUACACUCAGAAUUCUGUUCCGACCAGUAAGUGCCAAUCUUCCUAAAAUUUACACAAAUCUUGGACUUGACUACGAUGAAAGAGUUCUCCCAUCAAUCACUAAUGAAGUUUUGAAAGCUGUGGUGGCCCAGUUUGAUGCCAGUGAAAUGAUUACCCAGAGAGAGGUUGUGUCAACAAAGGUCAGAGAAGAAUUGACAGACAGGGCACAACAGUUUGGCGUAGUCCUUGACGACAUUUCUCUGACACAUCUCACAUUUGGCCGAGAAUUUACACAAGCUGUAGAACAGAAACAAGUUGCCCAACAGGAUGCCGAAAGAUCAAGAUAUCUUGUAGAAAAGGCGGAGAUGAACAGGGAGGCAGCAGUUAUUCAGGCCCAGGGUGACUCCGAAGGAGCUGAACUGUUAGCAAAAGCCUUCAAAAGUUCAGGGGAGGGCUUGAUCGAGUUACGUAAACUGGAGGCUGCCGAGGAAAUUGCAUACCAAAUGUCCCAGUCUAGAAAUGUGACCUAUUUACCAUCGGGUCAACAGACAUUGUUAUCUCUACCACAGUAACCACCAACUUAAGAAGAGAAAAAACAUUAUUAGAACAUUGUUUAUCUGUGUUAAAAGAAACCAUUUCAUUUGUUUGUGAAAAAAUACAUUUGAGAUGUAUUCAGAGACUUCGAUGUAUAAGUGGAUAUUUUGAAGACAAAACUAUGUUCAAAUACACUUCUGUAGUGUGUUGUUUGUAUGUUUUAAUAUCUUUAGUUCUGAUAACUUUGGUAUGAUAAAAACUAGGUAUCGUCCAAUGUUUGAUGUCAAGAUGAACAGCUGAUACACAAACUACCUGGUAAGCUUGUGUAUAAUGACUAGGAAGUAAAAUUGAGAACAAAAUAAGAAAUUUAUAAUAAAAAUUCAGAACUGAUGUUAUUAAUAUAUAUAAAAAAACAAAUGAUUAUGAUCUUUAUAAAACAAUAUAUUAGAUAACAUCAUUGUAAUUGAAUGAAUGUGUGUGUGAUUUGUAAUUCUCGUCAAGAUUCCUGAAUAAAAGGCGAUAGAUGAUA